This is a messenger RNA of Dichotomopilus funicola, 1620 nucleotides long. RefSeq names its product polysaccharide lyase. Gene Ontology annotation, molecular function: carbon-oxygen lyase activity, acting on polysaccharides; carbohydrate binding. The record is from RefSeq and is a predicted model, not a curated record. The coding region runs from base 1 to 1620 and encodes 539 amino acids. Gene Ontology annotation, biological process: pectin catabolic process. The transcript is spliced from 2 exons. Lineage: Eukaryota; Fungi; Ascomycota; Sordariomycetes; Sordariales; Chaetomiaceae.
AUGGAGCUCCGAGCCCUUGUCCGUUUUCUCGGCUUGUCCGCCUGGGUUUUCUCGCCAGGCGCGUUUGCUGCUUUCGGCUACACCUCCUCGGGCGGCAACUAUGUCAUCGACGCCGGCUCUGCGAACCCGCUGGUGUUCUCGGUGAGCCAGUCAAGCUGCGACAUCAACUCGAUCAAGUUCCGCGGCACCGAGCUCCAGUACGGCAGCAAAGGCACGCACAUCUCCUCCGGCUUGGGCUCGGCCACGGUCUCGAUCAGCCAGAUCAGCGGGUCGUCCCAGUACAUCAAGGUGACUUGCGUGACCUCCACCCUGACGCACUACAUGGUGGUCCGCCAAGGCGACAGCACCAUCUACCUGGCGACCUACAUCACAGCCCAGCCGUCGAUUGGUGAGCUGCGCUUCAUCGCCCGGCUGCUCCCGAACCAGCUGCCCAGCGAGUACCCUUACGGCGAGGUGUCGAAUACGAACGGGGCCAGCUCGGCGGUCGAAGGCUCCGACGUUUUCGUCGUCAACGGCCAGACGCGGUCCAAGUUUUACUCGUCUACGAGAUUCAUCGAUGAGGACUCGCAUUGCGUGUACGGCGGGAGCGAUGUGAUCCAUGUCUGUAUUCUAACCCCCCAGCAAGAAUCUUCGUCAGGGGGCCCCUUCUUCCGGGACAUUGACUCCAACAACGCCGGCGACUCGACCAACCUGUACAACUACAUGAACAGCGGCCAUGUACAGACCGAGGCGUACCGUAUGGGGCUCCAUGGGCCGUACGCCAUGCAAUUCUCUCGCUCCGGUGUGCCGAAGCUCCAGGACAUCGACGUCUCUUGGUUUGGCGAGGUGUCGGUCACGGGCUACGUCGCCGCGUCUGGCCGCGGCACCGUGAAGGGGACAGCUAGCGGCGUGGCGAGCGGGCAGCAGGGUGUGGUGCACUUCUACAACAAUGCAGCACAGUACUGGGCCAAGACCUCGUCCGGCGGCUCUUUCACCUCACCGGCGAUGAAGCCGGGCACGUACAACAUGGUGCUGUACCAGACCGAGUUCAAGAUUGGUACGGGCACCGUGACCGUCUCGGCCGGGCAGACGGCGACUCAGAACAUCGCGGGCAACUUCAACACGUCGCGCAACACGCUUUUCCAGAUCGGUGACUAUGACGGCCAGCCCACCGGCUUUCGCAACGCCGACAAGUUCCUGCGCAUGCACCCGAGCGACAGCCGCAUGGCGAGCUGGGGCCCGUUGACUUACACCGUGGGCAGCUCGGCGCUGUCUGACUUCCCCAUGGCGCUCUUCCAGUCGGUCAACAACCCGGUGACUAUCAAGUUCAACCUGAACGCCGUGCCGAGCGGCACGGCUACACUGCGUAUUGCUACGACGCUGAGCUUUGCUGGCAGCCGACCGCAGGCCAGCGUCAACGGUUGGUCCGGCCCCGCUCCGUCGGCGCCGACUAAGAUUGACAGCCGCGGCGUCACGCGGGGUGCGUACCGCGGGUAUGGCGAUGUUUACACCGUCAGUAUCCCUGCUGGGAAGUUGGUCUCCGGGAGCAACACCAUCACGAUCAGCUCCAUCUCGGGAAGCAGCGGUGACACUUUCUUGAGUCCCAACUUUAUUUUCGAUGCGGUCGAGCUCUACACGUAG